This is a messenger RNA of Oryctolagus cuniculus (rabbit), 8718 nucleotides long. The record is from RefSeq and is a predicted model, not a curated record. Lineage: Eukaryota; Metazoa; Chordata; Mammalia; Lagomorpha; Leporidae.
CAAUCUGUUUUCUCCAGCGGAGGGCACUCAGUGUAUCACAAACUCAAGCAUUAGCACCAACAAGCUCUGAGCAUCAUCAGUCUCUGGAAAGCCUUCUGAAUUAGACAAGGGCUGCCUCUCAGCACAGCUACAAAACACUUUAAACCUGACCAGCUAAAUGGAUAAACCUAGCCUGCAUAGCUUUUAAACUGGGGUCUCACACAGCACAGGAGGCCUACUUGCUUCAAGAACUGAAAAUCCAGAGGAUGAAUUGCUUUAUCUGGGAAUGGCAAAAGCCAGCACAAUAAGGAAUGCCAGGUAUUCUGAAGAUUUUCUUUUUUUCCUCUCUUUUUACAGAGAAGUUGGUUACCUCCGAGAUGGGCUGUAGCUCUUUCGCACAGAUUGCCAAUUACUGCUGAUGGGUCUCUGGUGAAUUACACAAUGGUCCUCAGAGCCUAGAGGCCCUCCCCCCUCCCCCAACAGCUUCCUUUUUCCUGCCCUCCUCAUCCCACCCCGUGCUGAAUUUUUUUUUUUAAUCUAUAUGUAUGUAUAUUUUUUGCCUGUCCUCUCCGGGGAAGUUUGUAUGGGGCUGCUAGCUCACAUGCGGGAUCAGAAUGGUGUGAAUGACAGCCAGCCGCACUGUGUCAUGAAGGUGGUGGUGGUGUCGGCACGAGAGACCAAAUAAGAAGAAAGCGGAGAGAGGGGGGAGACGUUUUUGGAUGACAAAGGAUGGGUUUCCAUUUAAUUACGCAGCUGAAAGGCAUGAGUGUGGUGCUGGUGCUACUUUCCACGCUGCUGCUUGUUAUGCUCACAGGGGCUCAGAGAGCUUGCCCAAAGAACUGCAGAUGUGAUGGCAAAAUUGUGUACUGUGAGUCUCAUGCUUUCGCAGAUAUCCCUGAGAACAUUUCUGGAGGGUCCCAAGGCUUAUCACUAAGGUUCAACAGCAUUCAAAAGCUCAAAUCCAAUCAGUUUGCUGGCCUUAACCAGCUUAUAUGGCUUUAUCUUGACCAUAAUUACAUUAGCUCUGUGGACGAAGAUGCAUUUCAAGGGAUCCGUAGACUAAAAGAAUUAAUUCUAAGCUCCAACAAAAUUACCUAUCUGCACAAUAAAACAUUUCACCCAGUUCCCAAUCUCCGCAAUCUGGACCUCUCCUACAAUAAGCUUCAGACAUUGCAAUCUGAACAGUUUAAAGGCCUUCGGAAACUCAUCAUUUUGCACUUGAGAUCUAACUCUCUAAAGACUGUGCCGAUAAGAGUUUUUCAGGACUGUCGGAAUCUUGAUUUUCUGGAUUUGGGUUACAACCGUCUUCGAAGCUUGUCCCGAAAUGCAUUUGCUGGCCUCUUGAAGUUGAAGGAGCUCCACUUGGAACACAACCAGUUUUCCAAGAUCAACUUUGCUCAUUUUCCACGUCUCUUCAACCUCCGCUCAAUUUACUUACAGUGGAACAGGAUUCGCUCCAUUAGCCAAGGCUUGACAUGGACAUGGAGUUCCUUACACAACCUGGAUUUAUCAGGGAAUGAUAUCCAAGGGAUUGAGCCAGGCACAUUUAAAUGCCUCCCCAAUUUGCAAAAAUUGAAUUUGGAUUCCAACAAGCUCACCAACAUCUCACAGGAAACUGUCAAUGCAUGGAUAUCAUUAAUAUCUAUUACCCUGUCUGGAAAUAUGUGGGAAUGCAGUCGGAGCAUUUGUCCUCUGUUUUAUUGGCUUAAGAAUUUCAAAGGAAAUAAGGAAAGCACCAUGAUAUGUGCAGGACCUAAGCACAUCCAAGGCGAAAAGGUUAGCGAUGCAGUGGAAACAUACAAUAUCUGUUCUGAAGUCCAGGUGGUUAACACAGAAAGAUCACACCUGCUCCCCCAAACUCCCCAGAAACCUCUGAUUAUCCCUAAACCUACAAUCUUCAGACCUGAUGCCACCCAACCUGCCCUUGAAACACCAAGCCCUUCCCCAGGGUUCCAGCUUCCUGGCACAGAGCAAGAGUAUGAGCAUGUUUCAUUUCACAAAAUUAUUGCAGGGAGCGUGGCUCUCUUUCUCUCGGUGGCCAUGAUCCUCUUGGUAAUCUAUGUGUCUUGGAAACGCUACCCAGCCAGCAUGAAACAACUCCAGCAACACUCUCUUAUGAAGAGGCGGCGGAAAAAGGCCAGAGAGUCUGAAAGACAAAUGAAUUCCCCUUUACAGGAGUAUUAUGUGGACUACAAGCCUACAAACUCUGAGACCAUGGAUAUAUCGGUUAAUGGAUCUGGGCCCUGCACAUAUACCAUCUCUGGCUCCAGGGAGUGUGAGAUGCCUCACCACGUGAAGCCCUUGCCAUAUUACAGCUAUGACCAGCCCGUGAUCGGGUACUGCCAGGCUCACCAGCCACUCCACGUCAACAAGGGCUAUGAGACAGUAUCUCCCGAGCAGGACGAAAGCCCCAGCCUGGAGCUAGGUCGAGACCACAGCUUUAUUGCCACCAUCACCAGGUCGGCAGCACCGGCAAUUUAUCUGGAGAGAAUAACAAACUAACGCUGAAACCUGCUCUUCUUCAUUGGGGAAGUUGCCUGGGGGAAGGGCGGGCUUUCAUCUUAAAGGAGAGUGGGUGUCGCACAUGCUCAGUCCAGCAAGCUCAUCAUUCCUGACAAAACGUUUGUGGCAGAGAGAAAAGCAGAAACCCUUCAAGACGGCAGCAAAUGCGCUAGCAGCAUGACCGGGAGAACUACAGAACAUUCUUUGCAUUAAAAUAUGAGACUGAAAUGCUCUCGGAUGUAAAUAGUAAAAGAGUGUCAAGUUCUUAUAAAAAUAGAUUUCACCCUAGCCAUCAAUAGAUUUGUUUGUAUAUUUGGUUUUUCUACACUGCAUGGUUCCAGGGCUGGAGAACCACACGGGGCAAAUCAACGGGGUGGAGGGUGGGAAGUGGGGGAGACAGUACAGUUUUUCUUGUUAGGUGUGUGCAACUCACAGACUUUAUUUCAAUCUCUUGUUUUAUUUUUCCUUUAAAAUGCUGUCUGUUCUUUUUUGGUUUCUUUUUAUUUUUAUUUUCCUGGUCGAGUGAUUCUGUCUCCAAUUCUAAACAUGGGCAAUUAAUGUGUACGUUUUUCCAAAAGCAAAUUUGCUAUACUACAGACCACAAAAGGAAAGAGUUGACUGCUAACUUUUAUAGAACUACUGAAAUGAAAAUGAAAACUCAGUAAGUCUGUGUGAAUGCUUUUUGAAGACACAUGUUGUACACAAUAUAAAGAGUCCAGGUGUUUUUGUUUUUCCCCCAUUGGCAGCCCUCACUGUGUAGAAUUCUGAAAGACACACCUGUGAAGAUCUCCAAUCGAGAAAGACCAACAGAAUUAUUCCCAAGUGGACUAGAAGUCUAUGGAACAGUGGCCAUGUGGUCAAUGAACGAAACUGCCAAGCUGACAAAUUUCUAAGCAUAAGAUAAUGUGUAACAUUGCUUUUUAAAUUAAUUAUCAAUUAGCUUUUGUGUAGUUUUUAUCAAUAAAAGAAAAAAAUUGGUGACAAUAAAUAUAUUAUUUUGUGGUUGGUAUACCACAGCCCACCUAAUGUUGAGUGCUUUAUCUCUAUAGUGUAGAAUGCUUCUAAAAUGUAUCAAGGCAAUUCAGUAAGAUUCAGUUGGAAUCUAUCAAGUGCCUUUUGUGUAUUCUACAGUAAGAUAGGGAAAUCCCAGAGAUGUAGAAAAGAAGUAUGAGAUGUGGCUUAUGACCAAUACAGUUCAUAAUUAUUUUAGAGAAUUAUAUAACAAUUUAAGAAAAUUUAUCCAUGGAAAGGUUAGAAGUUCGUACGAUCUUAUCAGAGAGAAAGAACUGAAUGGCAGCUGACCACUGUCUAGGAGACACAGUGAUCACCUGUUCCUUAGCAAAUACGGUAACCAUGCAUGUAUGAUUUACGAGGCAUUUCCUAUUGACUUCCUUAAUACUGUGGAGCUAUAGCUAGCAAUCCCCAGACUCCCCUAUGGACAUUCCCCUGAUGCAGCUAUUGGUUUGAAUUGCCUCAUUUUAUUUUGAAAACAAAAAGACAUGAUGAAAUUUCUGUCAUCCUUUAUUAGGACAGCUUUUACAUUCAAAAGUGUGCUAACGUAUGAGUAUAGUGAUACUACUGGUUUUAAACUAAGUGGAGAGCUGCCAAUCAUUUAAUUCCAGAUUCUACUAAAACAAUUCACAAAAGCCUUGUAAAUACCUUCAUAUCAAAGUAAACCAAUAAUAAUAAACUAGACUCAAAGUAAACUUAUAAUGAAAACCUUGUAAAUGCCUUCAUAUCAAAGCAUGCUAGCAUAGAGUACAGAGCAUGCUUUUUCUUUUCUCAAAGCCAUUCUGUUUUACUACAAUGUUAAAUUAGACUUAUUGUUGAAUUCUAUCUUGAUGGUAAAAAGAUUAUGUAUUACUAAGGGAACAUUCACUCAAUGGAAUUUUUUUCACAUCAGAUCACAGGGCCAUUGCUAUCAAAUUCUGGUAACUUAUUUUGCUAAUAUUUAUAAUCUUGAUUAUAUAUGAUUUCUUAACUAUGCAAAUACAAAGAAUUGACUACGAUUUUAAAAAUUAAAGAUAAUCCUUGGGCAUUGUGAUUCUUCUUCUAGGAUUCAUUUUCAAGAUCUUCCUAAAUUAUAAGGAAUUCGGGGAGGAUAUCUAUCUAAAUUACAAGGCUUCUCUUAGCCCCCCUCCCCGCCUUCUCCAUCUAUCCAACACCACCCAUACGCCUCAACUUUUACACAAUCCCCUGCAGGACUGAUUUAUCAGAGGACACAUUUGAAAAAUCUUGAUCAGAGGCAGGAUUUGGGCUUCACAGUGUCUAGGUUCAAUGGCUGGCUUUUGUUCCUGAUGCCAGCUUCCUAUUAUGCCAACCUGAGGGCCAUGAGGGAUAGCUCAAAAAUGGUGGUAUUUCAACAGAGAAAUCAUGAACUACAUAUUGGAUUACUGAUCCUUUAAGCCAACAAAUCAAUCAUCUCUGUGUUGCAAGCCUGAUACAACCAAGGAGGAUGCAGAAGCUUCUGUUAGUCAUGAUUCAGACUAAGUUACCAUCUGGUUCAUAAUUGAUUGGGAGUAAAUUUGUCACAUAGGUCACUUUCAUACUGGUUCUGUUCCACUCACAUGGUGGCUAUGUAAUCUGAUUGCCCCAGAGUGCUCCUUCUCUUUCAACAUGGAAGAAGGUUUGCGAUUCUGAAUUGUAGCCUUAAUAUAAAUACUUUUCCUUGUCUUCUAGAAGUCAGCAGUUAACACUGAUCCUACUUAUUUUUCAUGUUGAAAUGUUAAAGAGCCCUCUUCAAGUGAUGCUUUAUUUCAAGACUCUCCUAAUUACUAAUUUGAUUUUAUACUAUAAUGUUUAUUGAAACUCUGGAAGCUAUACAGGUACUAAUUUCAAUGUUGAAGAGUUUCACGGAGUAUUUAUAGAGCAAGAGCAUUAAAACAUGUCUAAAAGCGAUUAUUAAUGUGACACAGUACAGAUUGGAACAAUUAAUUGCCUAAACACUCUGAUGAAUGUUUUCAUAAGUAUUCUUAGUAAUGCUGAGCCUAUUCUUAUUUAUUGAAACAUACAAUUAGGAAAUAUCUAAGAUCAGGGAUUUUCUUGAUGUUUGUAUACAUAUAACUGUGGUUUAAAUUUUCACCCUCCUAAAACUCUAUUAACAAUAUUUCAUGUGUGAACUUUUAAAAAUGAAUAUGUAAAAAGAACCCUCACUUGCAGGAUGCCAAAAACUCAAAUUUUCUCUAAAAGUAAAGUGAGAGAAUGUCAAAUAGUCUCAAUAAUAAAGCAAUGUGAUUGUAAAGAAAGCUCUGAGAGGGUGUAUCCAGCACCUCAUAGAAGCCUUCAUAUACCAUACUUUUAUCAGCAGUUUGAGUGUAGAUAAAGUAGAUCUAUACUGCAAAGUGACUGAGGUCAUGAAACUGGAAAAAGGGGAAAAACUGCACUAUCCCAAUCUGUAAACCUCUGCAUUUUAUGAAUAAUAGAUACAAUUUAAUUAAAUUUGGAAUUUUUGGUUGACAACUUUACAUGACUCAGUAGUGUAACAAAACCACUAAAAAAAAGCAUAGACAUGUACAAAAGUAAUGUUCAUAUCUAAGCUUUGCUGGUCAAACAAUAGCUGGAAUUUAAUAUUGGUGUCACACAUCCAAGGGGAAAGAUACAAGCAUAGCAACCAAAAUAAUGAGAGUUAUGCAAUCCAUAACAAAUGUCCCUGUUUCAUGAAGAACUGAAAACACGACCACUAAUUGGGUGAAGCUAAUAAAGCAGUACAGAUAAUUAAGUAGUAUAAAAAAGCAAAGAGAAGCAGAUACACUCCACUGUACAGGCCCAGGAGAGCCAAGAACUGGUGGAAACUGAUUGUUUGAGGAACCCAAAGGUCUUGUGACAAGGACCUAGAAUCUCCACCUCUGUACCUCUCUUAUUUUUGAAGCCAAAAGAUCUUACAUAAAGGCUUAUUUGCCACGGCCAUGUUACAUAACCUUUAGUUUCCUUUCAUUGAGAAUAAUAUAAAAUGCCCAAGUUCAGAAAUGAGUUAUCUUUAAUUGAAACUAAGGUUUAAUUUUGCUCAGAACAAGUACCCACCUGUAGUGACAUGGUCUCAGCAUUGUUCCUAUAAUAAAAUUCUCUCACUACCUCCUCCUUUGUUUCCUAGAGUUCUGAGUUCCUUCUAUCUUGAUUCAUCUCUGGGCCUAUGGUUCCUUGAAGACUGAAUACUGUCCUUUUCUUGUCAUAUUACCAUGCACCUAUUUUCUGCCUGUGAAUCCUGAUCAUUUGGUUCCCAAUUUGCUCUUAUAAUCUCUGGCCUGUUCUUCAAACACCCAAUGUAUUCUUCUGAGACAGCCUUUGAUUUCACUUCUAUAAUUUCUAGAACAGGUGCUCUAUUAUCUUGAUAUGUUUCCUGCCAGGUAGCCAAUCUUUUUCUAUGUCCUCUGUCCUUAACCUAUAGUACUCCAGGGCUAAACUGCUACUUUACUUGAUUGAGGUAUUCUUACUCUAAUAAGAAAGAUCAGUGGUUCUUAAAUAUUACCAUUAUACCACCAAGGACUUUUAAAAACAGAUGGGGAGAAGAGCAUUGUGGAACACAGUGGUUUAAGACUCCACUUGCCUUUGAAAUAAAUAAAAUAAAUAAAAAAGCUUGUUUGACUCCAUGCCAGCAUGUCUGACUCAGCAGAUUUGGGCUGGGGUCUGAAAUGUCCCUUUCUAGUAAGGAGCCAAAUGAUGCUGAGACUGCUGGUCGAUGGAAAAUUUUAUCCCUUUAGGUUAAUUAUUCUAUGGGAACUCAAAUUUUGUAUUUGAUAUUUAUUUAAGAUUUAAUGUGAAAUAACUUUUUAAAAUAAAAAUCAAUUAAAAACAAAUAGUAGAAUUAUGUGAUCAUGUAAUAUAAAAGGUCCAUGCAUUUUUUGUAGAGAGCAGCAUCUAAAAUAUGCUAUGGAAUACUAAUAGAUAACGCUGUCUGUAAAGGCAACAAAAAAAAGCAGCAACAAUAAUAAAUUCAAUUCAGAAAAGGUCGAAUAUAUGAUAUGCCCCCUUUGGAAAUUCUUAAGGCAAUUUAACAAUUAAAGGGUGUCAAAAUGUUCCUAUCAAAAAUCAUUUAACUUUGUCUAACCCUGAAUCUUUUAAGCAUAUUCCACCAUAAUAACCUUCCUUAAUGUAUUACCGAACAACAAUCACUCUCACACACACACACACACACACAAACAACUAUGUUUUUAUAGAACUCAUUUGGGAAAUGUUGAUUUAGAGAAUUCUCCUCGGUUGACCAAGAAAAACAUGUACAUUGUUGCUGAAAACCAUGUCUACAUUACAAAUGACAUAGUACACCCCUAUUUAUGAUGUGUUGAAGUUUUUUCUUAAAUUCAGCAAUACAAUAAAUUUUAAUCUAUUAAUAAACCAAAUAUCAAAUCUAUCUGAUUCAUAAAAAUAACUAAUUAAAAUGAUGAGAAUAUGGUAUUUUGAGUGGGAAAUAGUUCUCUUUAUAGACUACAUUUUUCUGCCUUUGGAGGAGAUCAGGUCUAUUUUUCUGCUGUAAAAGCAGUUCAAGAUCACCAAAAAGCACAGAGAAAUGUGAAACGUCUUCAUUAUUUGAGUUAACAAGUUCCUAAUCAGUCACUGGACUUGGGUGAUGUCAUUCAUUCACUUUUCUGUGUCAGAGGUUCGCCUUUUACAGGGUACGGAAGCAUUGGUAGGAAGAAAGUUGGGGAAACAGAACUGGACCUAUAGUAUCUCCUUAUAAGAACCAGGGGAUACAGGAUAGUGUUAAAAUGAAAAUUUGACUUCCAGUACUCGUUGUUUGUCCAAAUGACAUGAGAAUAAAAAUAUAUGAAAGCAAAGUUUGACAUGUGCUCAGAUUUUGUAUUGGAAAAGAAAGCUAUUCUACUGAAAAUAAUGGAAAGGCUACCUAUACAAUGGCUAUUCCUUGGAAUCACAAAUAUUCAGAUUAUCCAAAUGCUUAAGUUUGGCUGAACUCCUUUAGGAGAAUCAUUUCUUGAUUUUAGAUGGCACAGGGAAUGUGACUGAGGAGUAAAGAGAUGAGGAUUAAUCAGGUAAGUGAAUUAAACUAGUCUAACUGCCAUAACAAAAUACCAUCAUCUUAGACAACAGAAAUACAUUUUUCUCACACUCUGGAGACUGGAAAAUCCAAGAUGAAGCUUUCAAUAGAAGUUGGCAUUCGGCCUGCACAGCCAGUUUCAAGCACCUGCCAGAGGCCUGCACAACAUACUGUUAUCAGCAGGUUCAUUGCAGGUAUGGUAAAGCUGCACUACAAAGUGACUGAAGUCAUGAAACUGAAAAAAGGGGAAA